Molecule: messenger RNA, 1479 nt
Organism: Cynara cardunculus var. scolymus (artichoke)
Lineage: Eukaryota; Viridiplantae; Streptophyta; Magnoliopsida; Asterales; Asteraceae
Product: transcription termination factor MTERF2, chloroplastic-like
Exons: 2
Coding region: 27-1172 (381 amino acids)
Biological process (GO): chloroplast organization; regulation of DNA-templated transcription
Cellular component (GO): chloroplast
Molecular function (GO): double-stranded DNA binding
Source: RefSeq, a predicted model, not a curated record
UCGUUUUAGGUUAAAUUCUUGAAGUUAUGUUGAUACUGCGGAUCAAAUCAAGCAACAACCAUGAGUUAUCGUCCUCAAUAUCCGCUCUGCAAUUGUUCAUUCAUGCACAUUAUUCAACAAAAUCAACACAAAAGCAUCCAAUUACCAAGCACCAUUUCAUGGUGGACUACCUCGUCAAUUCUCUAGGGUUUUCCCAAGAUCAAGCAUUAUCCACAGCAACAAAAGUAAGUCAUAUUAAAUCCACCCAAAAACCUGAUUCAGUCGUUGAUUUCUUCAAACAAUGCGGUCUAGGAAAAACUCAGAUAAGAAACAUCGUAUGUUUUUCCCCUAAAAUCUUAACUACCAGCGUUGAUAAAAUCCUAGAACCCAAAUUUAGGGUUUUCCAAGAACUUGGUUUAUCCGGGUCGGGUUUAGAGAAGCUAUUUAAACCAACUCUGGGUUUCUCAAACAAUAGAUUAACUUCCAAUGUUAAUUAUCUGAGGGAAUUAUUGGAUAGUGAUGAUAAAGUGAUUAAGGUUAUUCAUAAAUCAUGGUGGUUGUUAUCCACGAAUUUUGCUCAAAAAUUGUCAGCUAACUUGCUAGUAUUGAAGAAAUAUGGAUUUUCAAACGGUAAAAUCGAAAAUUUAUUGAUGAAGAACCCUGGUUGUCUUUUGCAAUCUCCUGAGUGGUUGGAAACAACCAUAAAAAAAGUUGAACCUGUACUGGGUAUUCCUCGUGAAUCUCCAAGAUUUGUUGAUGGUUUUGAAACAGUUGCUUCAAUGACUAAUUCGAAGCUGGAGACGAAGUUUGAAGUCUAUAGAAGCUUUGGGUGGUCUGAUUCGGAAAUAAUUACAAUGGCUAGAGCUUUACCUGUUUGCUUGAGAAGAUCUGAGGCUAAACUUCAAACUACUUUGAACUUUUUUAUGAAUGAACUCGGUUAUACGGCUGCAUAUUUGGCCACCCACCCGAAAAUGUUAGUUUACAGCUUGGAGAAGAGGGUUAUGCCCAGGAAUAGUGUUUUGGAGAUUUUGAAAGAGAAGAAGCUGUUGAAGUACAACUUUUCGCUUUGUUCAGUUGUUGCGCUUUCUGAGGUGAAGUUUCUGGAUGAUUUUGUGCUGCCGUAUUGUGAUUUUGUACCUCAUCUGUAUGAAGCUUACCCCAAUGCAACUGGUCAUCUGCAGACUAUCAGAUGACUUGCUUUCCAACUUCAGUUUACCUGGUAAGCACUUACGGAUAGGAGUUGUCACCCUCACUUAAUGGGCAAGACUCUCGGUUCUUAUCAUUGCUUUUACUGGGUAAGAUUCUCGGCUCUUGACAUGUUCUUUUGGUAAAGUAAAUGACCUGAUAAGUGUUUAUUGUGUAACCAUUUAGCAAUCGACCCCUUAGCCUUUACCUUCUUUUUUUGGUAAAAAUUUUCAUUUUACCUUCGAUUAUCUUUUACUGGUAUUUAUUCAGUCAGUGAUUACCUAUCUAAUAUCCUUCAAUCAUGACCCAUUUUUA